Molecule: messenger RNA, 684 nt
Organism: Penicillium paradoxum
Lineage: Eukaryota; Fungi; Ascomycota; Eurotiomycetes; Eurotiales; Aspergillaceae
Product: putative vesicle transport v-SNARE protein Gos1
Exons: 3
Coding region: 1-684 (227 amino acids)
Biological process (GO): vesicle fusion; endoplasmic reticulum to Golgi vesicle-mediated transport
Cellular component (GO): SNARE complex; cis-Golgi network; Golgi membrane
Molecular function (GO): SNAP receptor activity
Source: RefSeq, a predicted model, not a curated record
AUGGCAUCUGCAACAGGCUCCGGGUGGACACAGCUCCGACAACAAGCCCGGUCGCUCGAAACUCAGACUGAGAAUCUCUUCCAUACUUACUCACAAUUUGCUUCCAUUACCAAGCCUCCACCAUCACCUACCGAUGAAGAGCUACGGCUUGAAUCGCAAUUGAAAGACCUCCUCGACAGGCGUGAAUCUCUUAUAGCCCAAUUAUCCCGUCUUCUUGACUCCGAAGCUACCCUCACCUCCUCCGCCCUGAAACAGAACAACGUCUCCCGCCAUCGCGAAGUGCUGCAAGACCAUCGCCGCGAGCUUCAGCGCCUGGCUGCAGCUAUUUCAGAAUCGCGCGACCGUGCAAACCUCCUAUCCAAUGUCCGCUCAGACAUCGACUCCUAUCGCGCAUCGAACCCCGCCGCCGCCGAGGCAGAGUACAUGCUCGAGGAGCGGGGCCGAGUCGAAAACAGCCACAACAUGAUGGACGGCGUGCUGAGCCAGGCGUAUGCCAUCAAUGAGAAUUUUGGCAUCCAGAGCGAGACCAUUGCCAACAUCAAUCGGCGCAUCGUUGGCGCUGCUGGAAAUGUCCCCGGCAUGAACUAUCUCAUCGGCAAGAUUGGAAACAAAAAAAGGCGAGAUGCUAUUAUACUCGGGUGCUUUAUUGGCUUUUGCUUUUUGAUGUUGCUAUUCUUCCGGUAA